AUGCAGGAGGAGUUCGACGCUCUCUUGGCCAACCGCACAUGGGCUUUGGUCCCACGUCUGCCGCGCGCCAACAUUGUGAGAGGGAAGUGGGUUUUCAAGCACAAGUACAAGGCAGACGGUACACUAGAGCACUACAAAGCCCGCUGGGUUCUCCGCAGCAUCACUCAGUGUCCAGCAAGUGCCCGUGCUUGGUACAGCCGCUUCGCCUCCUACAUCUUGCAUCUUGGAUUUGUGGAAGCCAAGACAGAUAUUUCGCUGUUCAUCUACCACCAGGGAGCGGACACUGUCUAUCUACUGUUUUACGUGGAUGACAUUGUUCUUACGGACUCGUCGCCACCCCUGCUACUCCGUGUCAUUGGCAUUCUACAGCAGGAGUUCUCUAUGAAGGAUGUGGGGGAGCUUCAUCAUUUUCUAGGUAGGCGCGUGCAGUGUUCCGGUGAUGGUCUUCUUCUAUCUCAGCGGCAGUACAUGAUGGAGAUUCUCGACCGUGCUGGUAUGUCUGACCGCAAGCCUUGUGCCACUCCAGUUGACACAAAUCCAAAGCUUCCUGCUGAUGGUGGAGUACCUGUUGCCGAUCCUAUAGAAUUUCGCAGCCUUGCUGGAGCUUUGCAACAUUCUGAUCUUGUGGUCUAUUCUAUUGCUGAUUGGGCUGGUUGCCUUGACACUCGCAAGUCAACUUCAGGUUAUGCAGUAUUCCUGGACGACAACCUCAUCUCCUGGUCCUCGAAGCGUCGGACUGCAGUAUCUCACUCGAGUGCAGAGGCGGAGUAUCGAGCUGUCGCCAAUGCCGUGGCUGAGCAUCAGUGCACCAAGCAUGUGGAGAUCGACCUCUGCUUCGUUCGGGAGCGAGUUGCUACAGGAGCUGUCUGCGUUCGCACUGUUCCUACCAGUUCACAGUGCGUCGACAUCUUCACUAAAGACCUGCUAUCUUCUGAGUUCACGGAGUUCAGGUCUAGUCUGAACGUUCAGGCUGCCGACGACAGGGUGUUAGAUAUGUAA
Panicum hallii is the source of this 999-nucleotide messenger RNA. RefSeq lists its product as uncharacterized. Lineage: Eukaryota; Viridiplantae; Streptophyta; Magnoliopsida; Poales; Poaceae. The transcript has 4 exons. The record is from RefSeq and is a predicted model, not a curated record. Bases 1 to 999 code for a protein of 332 amino acids.